CUACAUCCGCUCUGUGACUGUUGCUGUUUGGCAGCUAUGACAACGAACUUUAAAAGUUGGAUGAAUGGCCUCAGUGAAGAAGAAGAAGAAGGAGUCCUCCUCUAAAGUGCAUCACAAGUCUCUGAAAUGUACCGUACACUUGGACAUUCAAGCAAUCACAUGUCCAGGAGUCCUCCUUACUCAGAAGAAUGAUAUCUACCUCAGUGUGUGCAGCAUGGGCCAGUACAGGAAGACCCCCUGUUUGCCCCCAGUCUUCCCUUUAAAGUUCCAUUACAAAAUGGUGUUUGUCAAGACUUUUCCCGGUGUUGUUGACCCUGCUGAUGUGGCUGACCUCCUCGAAGCUGACACAACAUCUUUUGAGCUGAUUCAGUCGGUGCCUCCAGAAGGUCAGAUCCUCGCCACAAUGGAGGAAUGCACCAGAGAUUUCUUGUACCCUGGACCCAGACUGAGCUCCAGAGCUGCGGAAAGAGAAAUACUCAUGAAAAGAUCGUCCUCCUUUCAUGGAAUUUCACCUAAAGUGGAGUUUUCUACGACAUCAGUCAUAGAAGAGACCGAUGGGAGAAACAGCUGGGCUUCCUCACCUACCUGCUCUCUUUCUCCUGUGAGGCCACCUUCAACCCCAACCAGAUACAGUUCAGCAAAAAAGUCACCCACUGGACAUUUUUCACAAGCAGACAAUGUGAUCUGUGCCUCUUUGAAAGGUGGGAAGGAAAAGCUAAAUGUUGAGGAUAUAAUUACAAACUCUGCACCGUCAUCAACGACCAGAUGCGCUCCUCUUUCAUCCCCGUCUGACUGCAGUCCUCAAAAAAACAAAAAGGAGAGAAAACAACGUGUGACCGGAGUACCUCUGGAGUGUAGCUACCAGCAGCCCACAGUUUCCUCAAGGACACGAGCGCUUUCUCCUUACACCCACCGCAAGAUGUGCCAGCUUUCUGAGGACGCCAGGCAGAGACUCAGACAUCUCCAACUGGGGCCUCACCACUUUAGGAGGGAAACUGAGAGCCAGCCACCCUUUUUGGUAUCCCGCUGUAGUAAUAUCUCUGGGGUAGGAUCACCUUCUUCUUCUACACCAAAUGGCAGCAUACAUCGACGCUCUUUCAGCUUUUCAGCUGAACACACGGAUUCUUCCCUCCUUGGAAGUUACAGACCAAGAGCAGCCAGACUGGAAUCAUCUUCUGUUCGGAUCCAGUCACCUCUAGAGACACCGUCCAGACAUGAGCCCCAGAUCAAGAGCCCUGUCAGAAGUUGUGCCUCAGCUGAGUCUGAGCUGGCUGUGUCAAACUCCAGACAUCCUUUGAAUGUCGGCAGCCAUUCCCUCAGAGAACGACUUCAGACGAGUCCGUCCUACUGGGAGCAAAUCCACAGCCGAGUCCAGAGGAUCCUGAGGACGCACAAAACCAGCUGGGACCACACAGUGAGCUUUGACCUCUAACCUGAUUACAAAGUGUAAAGGUUGUAACUAUAAUAACGUAUACUGAAUAUCAUAGUGACAGUAAACUCUGCAUAGGUGUGGUUAUAACCUGUAGUGUUAUGUCUGUGUGACAGUCGCACAUGGCUCUGACGCUCCUUCACCUCUAGAUUGUAUCACUCUGAUUGGAACCAGCCCACACACAUUCAUCUUACUUUAUCUCCUCUUCAUCUUCAUUUACAUUUCAAACCUCCCUAGCACACGCUGAACUGAAAAGGCAACAAAUUUACAGGGGUUGCAUUCUGAUGUGUAGCAAAAGCACUUCCCUCCCACCCAUCAUCUGGGCUGUAUUUUAAAAUGCCCCGAUAGUGAAAACAGACUGCGACGUCGUCUAAUUUUUCUAAAGCAGUGUGUGAAAUUGGCUCGGGUAUAAAGAAGUAACAAUUGUGUGUGUGGGAAGGAGACGUAGAGGAUGUAAGCUGCAGCUGUUAAGGGCUCAUCUCUCACAACACAAAAGGGAAACGAGAAGGUAGCCAAGAGCCACCGUUGGGAGCCAGGAGCUACAAGAGACUGAGGAGAUUUAAGAAAGAGGAGGAACAAAAGUAAUCCUCAAUGAAAGAGCAGCAGACACAAAGAGAUUUAGCCUUAACCCGAAUGAAGACAUUCAGUUUCAUAAAGAAACAUCUUCACCACUGAACAUCUAAACAGUAUGUAGUGUUUUAUGCCACUAACAGAGGCCUUAACUGUGCUUCAUGUGACAGUAUUUCACGUUUUAUAGGUGAACUAAUGAAAUUAAAGUUCAUUGUGUUAUAAGGUAUAUUCACAGCUACGCACAGAUUCAUUUGCAACGACUCUAAACAUGGAAGAUGAGUUAUAUUUUACAGAAGGAAAUAUAAAUGAUCAUCUUUUCUUUUAUUGCAUUUCAAACCCUUUGACUAAAUGCACAGCAUUUUGUCAAAUUAGUUAGUCUUAAGAUUAACGAUCAAACUAAAUGUACAUUCCUUUCAUACUGACCAUUUCUGUGCAGAGACAGAGGACAAUGUUUCAUCUCCUACUCACAUUGACAUUACACUGUUGUUAAAUCUGAACAGAUUCUUAAACAACAGUCCAAUAAGCCGUGAAAAAAACAUCUUUCAACAUCAGCUGGUGAAUGUUUGUUCUCCGUCUGAAUCUGUUCUUCGAUUUAUUCAGAGAUUUGUUUUUAUUUAUCAACUUGUUUUUUUAAUAUAAGCCAUGUAUUUUUAUAAUAUUGUAACCUGAAUUUAAAGGCAUAGUUUGGUUGCUGUGGUGGUUUGGUCAGUGCACCUCCAGUUCAGAGGAGCAGAGAGAAGCAGCCAUGGACGCAGUCAGCAGCCACUUCAAAAAAAUAACUACAGCAGUUUAGAUGUACACUAUAUUUACUAUAUUACAAUAUAAUCACGUUACUUGGCUGUCAGGCUGACUUUUCCAAAAGGGGGAUGAAUCCGUUCCAUUGCUCUUUUCAAAUCUACCAGACUCCCAUUGACAAAAACAAUCAUGCCAGUUAGUCAGUUUUAUUGUGACUUUGUUGUUUUGAUGCAUUUUAAUUUAGAAAUCACACAGCGGUAGACGAGCUACUCUUGUGGUCUCAAGUUUCUGUCAGUGGAGUCUGGUAGAUUGGAAAGAGCAGUGUAACGGAUUCAGCUGUCUUUCUGAAAAGGCUGUAGGACAGCACGGUAACAUGUUUGCCAUUUCCAUUACGGUAAUCCUCCGCUUCAUGGACUCAGCUGCCAGUUUACUUAUCAACUAAUGUUUAUAUUUUGUCAUAAAAACCUGCUGCAAGACAAGCUCUCAUUUCAGACUAUGGCCAGUUCAGAGAACUUGUAGAAGAAUGAAAACAAACACAGUCACUCAAAAAUAUUUUAAUUAUCAUCUGAUGCCAUGUCCUUUUAGAGUGAGGGAUUAUUGUACAGCAAAUCUUUAAAGAAACUACAUUAUUCAGUGGAAUUGUGUUUAAGUAAUUAAUAGAAGCAUGUUCAUCAUAUUUAAUUUCCUCUUUAGAAGCCACGAU
Molecule: messenger RNA, 3437 nt
Organism: Mugil cephalus (flathead mullet)
Lineage: Eukaryota; Metazoa; Chordata; Actinopteri; Mugiliformes; Mugilidae
Gene: spata6
Product: spermatogenesis associated 6
Exons: 11
Coding region: 65-1432 (455 amino acids)
Biological process (GO): spermatogenesis
Molecular function (GO): myosin light chain binding
Source: RefSeq, a predicted model, not a curated record